AUGAUUGGACAUGUAUUACUUGUCAUAGCAAUCGCGUCAUCAUACGUGUUUGCCAUAUACUUUGCCCAACCUCCUAGUUUGAGAGAUAAAGAUAGAAACGAUAUUGAGGUGGUUAAACAUCGAAUUAAACGAAUAAUUAUAUUAUGUUCAGUCUUGUUAGUAUUGAUUCCAAAUUUAGUUGAGGGAUCAUAUUUAGAUAAUAUUAGAUCUUUGGGGAUAAUUCCUGGAUAUACGAAGACAGAUAGUUUGAUUAAGGAUUAUAAGAUAAUUAGAGAAUCUUUGUAUUUUAUCUUGACAUUAUAUAGUUCAAGUAUUUAUCAAGGAUUAUUAAUUAGGGAUAUUGAAUUCAUAUCUCGAGAUGAAAGUAUAUUGUAUCAUAUUAGAGAUCAUAUAAUAUCACCAAUUUCGGAAGAAUUGAUCUAUAGAGGAAUGAUAAUAUUAGUCGUGGAGAAGUAUAUUCCUAAUUUCAUGGUAUUUACUCCAUAUCUAUUUGGUAUUGCUCAUAUUCAUCAUGGAAUUCAAUUAUAUUUUAGACAAAUACCAAUUGGACAAAUUUUAAGGACAAGCGGAUUUCAAUUUAUUUAUACUUCAAUAUUUGGGAUAUUUUGUAAUUAUUAUUAUAUAAAUAUUGCAGAAAAGAAUCUUUGGUCAACGAUUGUGAUUCAUAUGAUUUGUAAUUUCUUUGGAUUCCCAAGUUUGUUGGUUGAUUCAAAGGAUUUAAUUCAUCAUGUUAUGUAUUAUCUGCUAAUAAUUGUGGGUAUUUUUAAUACUUGGUUUGUUUUGAAAAAUAAUUAG
Molecule: messenger RNA, 795 nt
Organism: Hemisphaericaspora subhashii
Lineage: Eukaryota; Fungi; Ascomycota; Pichiomycetes; Serinales; Debaryomycetaceae
Gene: RCE1
Product: CAAX prenyl protease
Exons: 1
Coding region: 1-795 (264 amino acids)
Biological process (GO): CAAX-box protein processing
Cellular component (GO): endoplasmic reticulum membrane
Molecular function (GO): metalloendopeptidase activity
Source: RefSeq, a predicted model, not a curated record